This is a messenger RNA of Cervus elaphus (red deer), 996 nucleotides long. Its product is annotated as olfactory receptor 52L1-like. The record is from RefSeq and is a predicted model, not a curated record. Gene Ontology annotation, cellular component: membrane. Gene Ontology annotation, biological process: G protein-coupled receptor signaling pathway. Gene Ontology annotation, molecular function: olfactory receptor activity; G protein-coupled receptor activity. Lineage: Eukaryota; Metazoa; Chordata; Mammalia; Artiodactyla; Cervidae.
AUGAUUUUGGUUUUUUUUGCCUCUUCCCUUCCCAAGCCAUUUAUGACAACCCUGAGGAAUUCCAGCUGGAGGCUGAUCCAGCCAUCCUUCUUCCUGAUCGGCAUCCCAGGUUUAGAGGAAAGCCAGCACUGGAUAGCACUCCUGCUGUGUGUCCUUUACCUUCUUGCCCUCCUGGGCAAUGUCACCAUCCUCCUCACCAUCUGGACUGACCCAUCCUUGCACCAGCCUAUGUACCUCUUUCUGGCCAUGCUCUCUGGCAUUGACCUGGUCCUAGCCUCCUCCACUGCACCCAAAACCCUUGCAGUGCUCCUGGUUCACGCCCAUGAGAUUGGGUACACCGUCUGUCUGAUCCAGAUGUUCUUCAUCCACGCGUUCUCUUCCAUGGAGUCGGGUGUACUUGUGGCCAUGGCUCUGGAUCGCUAUGUAGCCAUUUGUCACCCUCUGCACCAUUCUACCAUCCUGCAUCCCAGGGUCAUAGGGCGCAUUGGGAUGGCGGUGCUGGUGCGGGGGAUACUCCUCCUCCUCCCCUUCCCCAUCUUGUUGAGGAGACUUGUCUUCUGCCAGGCCACUGUCAUAGGCCAUGCUUACUGUGAACACAUGGCCGUGGUAAAACUCGCCUGCUCAGAAAGCACAGUGAACCGAGCCUAUGGGCUGGCGGUGGCACUGCUUGUGGUUGGCCUAGAUGUCCUGGCCGUUGGCGUUUCCUAUGCCCUCAUCCUGCAGGCAGUGCUGAAGGUACCAGGGGGUGAGGCCCGGCUUAAGGCCUUUAGCACAUGUGGAUCUCAUAUUUGUGUCAUCCUGGUCUUCUACGUGCCUGGAAUGUUCUCUUUCCUCACUCACCGCUUUGGCCAGCAGGUGCCCCAUCACGUCCAUGUUCUUCUGGCCACACUCUACCUCCUGGUGCCACCUGCACUCAAUCCUCUGGUCUAUGGGGUGAAGACUCAGCAGAUCCGCCAGCGAGUACUCAGGGUGUUUGACAUAAAAGGACAGAUCUGA